AUUGCCGAGCGAGGUUCGUAAUAGUCUCCGCUUCUGUGCGAAUUUACAGCUCCGUGCGGCAUAGUACAGCGCAUAUACACACCUAUAUACAAAAUACAUAUACUUUCUCUCUCUCUCUCACACACACACGCGUACGCAAACAGCAGCCGAGCAUUACACACAGAUAGUUGCAUCGCGCUCGACGGCCUAUUACACAGUGCGUGCACCGAUUGUUUUGCUCCUUUUUUCUUUAAAAUCAUUCGAAUUAUUCCAAAAGCUCGUGGAAAUCGUUGCGCCGCUUUCAAAGCUUUGACAUCGCUCUUCGUCGUGCAUCGUACGAGCCAACGAACGUCGAUAAGGUAGUUCUCUCUUUCGAACCUAGCCUGAAAGUCGCGCGCGAGCUUGCUACCGCAGUUGUGUGUAUUGUACUUGAGCUCGUAUAGCCAAGCUGUGAGGGGACGAUCGUUCGACAUUAAACACAAACAAAUACAGCUAGUAAAAUUGCCUCGUUGACGUCGUUUUGCCGAAUGAAUCGCUGAGAAUCGAUCGACAAACAAGUGUGUAUACAAGCGGCUUGCAAUUGCGGACGAGCAGUGACGGCAGUGUGAAGCCAGAAAGAGCCAGUGAGUGUACGAGCGAGAAAGAGGGAGAGAAAAAAAGGAAAAAAGAGAAAGAAAGCCCGAGGAAUAAAGGCAGAGUGGAUGGCGUUCCAACGGGGCUGUAGAAAAAAGCAGUCGCUCGUCUGGCUGCGACCACUAUUGCGAUUCAAUACCGACGACGUUUGAUAACAACUUCUUUUUCUUCUUCUUCUCUCUCUAUAUAUCUCUGCUUGUAUAGCCGUGAGUAAAGUUGCAGCUGCAACAACAACAUUUACUACUACUCCUACUACGACUACUACUACUACUACUACUACUGUUACUGCUGCGACAAAAGUGACACGAGUGAGAAAACGAGUUGGAUUACCAACCAGCUAGAGAGAAAUAGCAACAAAAAAGUGUGUCUGUGAAAACGUUCGAAAAGGCGCAUACGAAUAUUGCAUACGUAGGCCUGAGUGUUAAAUGUGUUUGAGUGUUUGAAAAAUUUCCCGCUUAAAUAAAUAAUCGUGCGCAGAGACUGCAAAAAAAGCAGUUAUUCGCGUGCAUCAGUGGGUUUAUUGUGCAUCGACAGAAAAGAGAAAAAAAAACAGUGCGUUAUUAUAGUUGUGUGCUUCUGCCGCUCGCUGCGAGGAUAAAGAAGACAAAAAAUCGUUACCUCGCGAUUUAAAAAAAGAAGCCAAGAGAAAAAAGAACAAGCUCGCCUUCUGCUAUACUUUUGGUUUUGCGUGUGUCGUGUCGCGCGGUAUUGUUGUUGACCAUCGCUGUGUCGCAUCCCUGCGAAACCACCAACAACCAUCAGGCGAGCCAGCAGCAAUAUCUUCGCCGCCGCCGUGUCUUCUGCAGGCGAGUUGGACGGAGACAGAGCGAGAGCGGGAAAAAUGUAUCCGAGCGCCGGAAUCAAUGCGGCCGCUGCAGCGGCGGCCGCAGCUGCUAGGCAUCCGGGUCCACCGCAGGCCGGCCAGCAGUUCAAAUUCACAAUCCUCGAGUCGUGCGAUCGAAUCAAAGAGGAAUUCAAUUUCCUCCAAGCACAGUACCACAGCUUUAAAUUGGAGUUCGAGAAACUUGUCAGUGAGAAAAUUGAAAUUCAGAGGAAUUGCGUUAUGUACUACGAAAUGUCAUACGGUCUCAACGUCGAAAUGCACAAACAGACGGAAAUAGCAAAGCGGUUGAAUGCGAUAAUUGCGCAAAUUCUACCGUUCCUAUCACAGGAACACCAGCAGCAAGUGGCCACGGCGGUCGACCGUGCAAAGCAAGUCACCAUGACCGAGCUCAACGCAAUCAUUGGACAACAGAGGCCUGAUCUGCCAAGGUUACUGCAACAAAUGCACGCGCAACAACUGCCACCAGGUGCAGCAAUGGGCCCACACCCAGGACUGCCAGGCUUGCCAGGUUUGGGACCGGGUGCUGGUCUGCCAGUGCCAACAUCGGCUUCAGCGGCACUCUUGGGCCUCGGUCUGCCACCAGGAGCCGCAGCAGCUCCGGGUAGCUCGGCUCACCCACUCGGUAUGCUUGCCAAACCAGAAUUACACAGAGGCGCGCCCGACGAUCUUAAAACUAAUGGUGGUUUGAAUCCAUCGGAAGAGAGACAUAGAAAUUCGAUAUCACCUGCUGAACGUGAAAAAUAUUCCAGGCCACGAAGUACGCCUGAAUCUCAGCAUCACGAUCACAUACAUUUGAAAAAAUUGAAAAAAGAACAAGACAAAGACAUCAGUCACCAGAGCGACGGUGAGAAGAGUGAUCAAGAUCUCGUUGUUGAUGAUGCAAGUGAGGAUGGACGCAAUGUCAAUAGUCCUGCUGCCAACGGUACUACGUCGCCACGAGAAAAUGGCUUAGAAAAAUUAGGUCCAUCUUCCGUGGGGCUUGGUGGCAGCGUCAAAAAAGAGGCACCACCUCCGUCGCCUCGAAGUGGAACGAGUAGUAAUGCUAGCACACCAUCGGCCAAAAAAAUGGAAGAGAGAGAAAAACCAACCACGCCGAUAUCCAAGCCCGUCACACCUACUUCUGCCGGAGGCAGCAGUUCUGGUUCAAGCGGUCUCAAGGCCUCAAGCUCGUCAAAACCACUUGUAUCGGCUUCAGCCAUGGGACCUUACCCGCCUCAUUAUCCACCACAUCAUCCACCAGCUGGUCCACAUGUCGAUAUGCUUGGUUAUCCACCAGGAGCUCUUAAUGGGUACCCAGCUCGACCACCUCUACAACAGCUGUAUGAUCAUCAUGGUAAUAUGAGGGCACCUCUUGGACCUUUAUCUGUACCCGGUGGAAAACCAGCAUAUAGUUUUCAUGUAUCAAGUGAAGGACAAAUGCAACCGGUGCCCUUUCCGCCAGAUGCCCUUAUUGGGCCUGGAAUACCUCGCCACGCGAGACAAAUCAACACAUUAACCCAUGGCGAAGUAGUGUGCGCAGUGACUAUUUCUAAUCCGACGAAGUAUGUGUAUACAGGCGGAAAAGGUUGCGUGAAGGUGUGGGACAUUAGUCAAGCUGGUAGCAGCAGUGCCAAACCAGUCUCACAAUUAGACUGUCUUCAGCGGGACAAUUACAUUAGAUCAGUUAAACUAUUGCCCGACGGCCGAACACUCAUCGUCGGUGGAGAGGCCAGCAACUUGAGCAUUUGGGAUCUAGCCAGUCCCACACCCAGAAUAAAGGCCGAGCUAACGUCUUCGGCACCAGCCUGCUACGCACUCGCGAUCUCGCCGGAUUCGAAAGUUUGCUUCAGUUGCUGCAGCGACGGUAACAUUGCCGUUUGGGAUUUGCAGAAUCAAACACUCGUUAGACAAUUCCAAGGUCACACUGAUGGUGCAUCCUGCAUCGAUAUAUCAGCUGAUGGCUCGAAACUGUGGACUGGUGGAUUGGACAAUACCGUUAGGUCAUGGGAUCUAAGAGAAGGUCGACAACUGCAGCAACACGAUUUUACAUCGCAAAUCUUCUCUUUGGGUUACUGUCCCACUGGCGAAUGGUUAGCUGUGGGUAUGGAAAAUUCUAACGUCGAGGUGUUACAUGCUACAAAACCAGAUAAAUAUCAACUACACUUGCACGAGUCUUGUGUAUUAUCUUUAAGAUUUGCUGCAUGUGGAAAGUGGUUUGUUUCUACUGGCAAGGACAACCUUCUCAAUGCAUGGCGCACACCUUACGGCGCUUCGAUUUUCCAAUCCAAGGAGUCAUCAUCAGUUUUAAGUUGCGAUAUUUCGACAGAUGACAAAUACAUCGUCACAGGAUCAGGAGAUAAAAAAGCUACAGUUUAUGAAGUGAUAUAUUAGAGCGCUGCAGCUGUAUACUGUUUAUAUUAUACAUAAAUGAAAGGAAAAUAGGUGUAUAAGUUUGUUAAGAUAUAUUUAUAAAAAAAAAGAACAAGCGCUGCAGAAAAAGGCAGGACGCAAAAUAAAUCGAAGAUCGUCGGCUUGUUAUGUGGUACGAAUUUUUAGCAAGUAUUUUAUAAAACUAAUGAGAAAAAAGUAUAAAAACGAUGUGUGCGCAAAAUAGAAACUGUGGUGCUAUAUUGCGUUUGAACCAUUUUUAAAACGGAAUUGCGCAUCUAUAGUUUGAGAUGAUGGCGUACUUUAAUUAUGUUUUUGUGAAACCAUUGUUAUUUUAUGGUCACGAAUUCUGUAACAAAACAAUUUUUUUUAGAAAUUGAAAUAAAAUAAGCACUUUGACUAUACUAUUAUUAUUUUAAUGGUAUUUGUUGAUAUUAAACUCGUUUUAUUAAUUUUUUUCUUAUUUACCCGUACGAUAUACUGAUUAGCUCUAAUAAAGUUGCUUAGAAUCUCAUGUAAAUGUUCAAGGGAUUUAUCGCACUACCAUACUGAUAAGGAAAGACAGAAACAUUAAUAGCUUAAAUAUAACACAUUGUAAAAAAGUAUGAAAGAUAAACUUUAUGUACUUGUAUGUAGAAAGCGUGUUAUAAGAGUAUAUAUCAGUGAUAAUAAAUGUCUAUUGAUUUAUCCUUCGACACCUUUUGUCGCCUGAGAAUCUUGUAAUAUAGAGUUUAUUAAUUUUCAGACGUUUAUGUAUGUAUUUGUGUAUGUACGAAUGGUCAUUAAAAUUGUGAGAGCCGAGAGAAAGAUUGUUCGAUUCAAUGUUGUGGGUAUAGAAUUAAGAAGUGAAUAUUGCGAAUAAUCGUUAAAAGAAUAAAUACAACUUUUAAAAUGAA
Messenger RNA from Trichogramma pretiosum, 4719 nucleotides. RefSeq names its product protein groucho-like. Gene Ontology annotation, molecular function: transcription corepressor activity; protein binding. The transcript is spliced from 13 exons. Gene Ontology annotation, biological process: negative regulation of canonical Wnt signaling pathway; regulation of DNA-templated transcription. NCBI's taxonomy places the organism in Eukaryota, Metazoa, Arthropoda, Insecta, Hymenoptera, Trichogrammatidae. Gene Ontology annotation, cellular component: transcription regulator complex; nucleus. The record is from RefSeq and is a predicted model, not a curated record. Bases 1454 to 3826 code for a protein of 790 amino acids.